AUGAUGUCUUUCAAAGUUCUCUCUCUGCUCCUCGCAUCUCUGGGGUUUGUUUUGAUGGAAGAGAACGUCUCAGGUUUAAGCAUCAGCAUCCCCAGUGCCAGACCAGUGCAGCGGCGCUACUCCGAGGCCACCCUGGCAAGCGACUACAGCCGCACGAUGGACACCAUGCUGAAGAAGAACUUUGUGGAGUGGUUGCUGGCCAGACGGGAGAAGAAAAGCGACAGCGCCGCGGAGCUGCGCAGGAGGGAAGCUGAGCCCCGAGGUCCAGCUGGGGACGGCCAGAGCUUCGACCUGGGCGCUCAGGGAGCCAAGGACUUCUUCACCUGGCUGCUGAAAGCCAAGAAAAACCAGAGUUUUACUUCUCUGGAAGGUUCAGAAGGUUUGAAGGAUGUUUUGAACCAGGACUUUCUGACAUGGCUGAUGUCGACUGAUCUCUGCAGACCAGCGACUGCGUAGCUCCAGGACCCCCCAGGGAACGCUCUCCUCACCCCAGCAAGACCCGCGAGGAGGAGGAAGGGACCCUACAUUCACUCCCUUCUGUGCAUAUUGUCCGUUUUGCUAAUGCAGGCAAUAAAGAGUUGGGUUUGAAGCUGAAGUAAGAUUCGGAGAAGAACCAAUUUGGGGAUGGGCUAUAAAAUAUGAGUUAAAAAAAAUACGUAUGUC
This is a messenger RNA of Falco peregrinus (peregrine falcon), 663 nucleotides long. It is a transcript of the gene GIP, whose product is annotated as gastric inhibitory polypeptide. The transcript has 5 exons. The record is from RefSeq and is a predicted model, not a curated record. Gene Ontology annotation, molecular function: hormone activity; glucagon receptor binding. Lineage: Eukaryota; Metazoa; Chordata; Aves; Falconiformes; Falconidae. Bases 1 to 456 code for a protein of 151 amino acids. Gene Ontology annotation, cellular component: extracellular region. Gene Ontology annotation, biological process: regulation of fatty acid biosynthetic process; response to starvation; regulation of insulin secretion.